This is a messenger RNA of Protopolystoma xenopodis, 318 nucleotides long. Lineage: Eukaryota; Metazoa; Platyhelminthes; Monogenea; Polystomatidea; Polystomatidae. The record is from the annotation of a GenBank genome assembly.
AUGCGAUAUAUGAAUAUUUUUGGCCUUCCAUGCAGUUUGCAUCUGCCCUGUGACCCAAAAGCACUCGUGGCAAUGUGGCUUGGUGGUUUACGUGUCGAGACUUUACACUGUAAUGUCGUGGUUCGAGUCCCGCCAUGGGUGCUGAUGAGACGUAGACCAGUUGCAGCGAAGUCGAAACUGCCGCCCACUCCAGUCGGAAUGAGAAUACCUUGUCGUGUUGGUAAGAGGAACUUGGACUGCCUCUAUAAUACAAAGCGCUUGCCCUCUACAGGUCCAAGGAUCGAGGCCCCAAAACGACGAAAGAAAAGGAACAAAUAG